UCCUGCUGAUAGAGCCACAGACGUCAGAUUAACAAACUUUAACUGAAGGAGAAACAUCAGAACCUCCAACCAACCGGUUCUGACUUCACCCACCAAGUUUUUACCUCAGAGGACUUGCUACUAAUAUAUUCUGGUAUUAGGCUUCCUGUGGAGGCCUCUUCAGUUUCAGAUCAUCGGUGGCACUUGGACUUCUUUUUUUCUUUGCGGGUAAUUUUUCAAAAACUUUGCAACCAUGUCGACGGCAAUGGAGGCAGUGGGGUUCUUCAUGAGCAUUGUUGGCUUUCUGAUCAACGGGGCGUCGCUGGCUAACGACUACUGGAAGAUCUCCACGGUGUCCGGCAGCGUCAUCAUCUCUCAGAGGCAGUUUGAGAACUUGUGGCACGCCUGUGCCGAGAACAGCGCCGGCAUCGCUGAGUGUCGGGACUUUGAGUCUAUGCUCUCCCUCCCCACCCAUGUGCAGGCAUGUCGCGCUCUGAUGAUCAUCGCCUUGCUGUUCUGCCUCGGCUGCAUGAUCGUCUCUCUGCUCGGACUCAAGUGCAUCAAGAUCGGCUCGACCGCAGACGAGACCAAGGCCAAGUUGGCCAUGGCAGGAGGAAUCUUGUGCAUACUGGGAGGUCUGUGCUGCAUCAUAGCUUGCUCCUGGUACGCAUUCCAGGUGGUCCAGGACUUCAACAACCCGUUCUACGGAGGAGUAAAGUUCGAGCUGGGUACAGGCCUCUACAUGGGGUGGGGUGGAGCCUCCCUGUGCAUUCUGGGUGGAGGUUUGCUCUGCAGCUCCUGUAAGAGAGCAUCACCUGGUGGCAAGAAAGGUUACCCAGGAAAGGUCUACACUGCUACAGCCCGGUCUGACCCAGAAUCAACCAAAGCUUACGUCUAAUCACACACACUUACACACAAAUAUGUACACUUUGAGGACUCUCUGUUGGCUCCUUCGUUUCUUAAAGGUUCAGCUGAAUUUUAAGCUGUGAGUUAAAGGAUAAAAUAACUUGAAGUUUUUUUCACAGCAGUUUUAUUUGAGGGGACAAGCUGAAUGUUCAGAGAUUACAGAGACACACAGUCUCCUAUGUUUGAAGACCACCUUCCACGAUGGUGAUGUUUUAGCUGUUUUCUGUCUUUUGUCUGAAUUAUUCUGAUCUUCAAUGUUGGUCUCAUUAGUACUGAAAAUUUGAUUAUUGAUGAUUUUAACCAACCUUUUUCACAUUUAUUUUUAUCUGAAUAAAGUUUGUUAACAAAACA
This is a messenger RNA of Girardinichthys multiradiatus, 1236 nucleotides long. It is a transcript of the gene cldn15la, whose product is annotated as claudin 15-like a. Gene Ontology annotation, cellular component: plasma membrane; bicellular tight junction. Gene Ontology annotation, molecular function: structural molecule activity. Gene Ontology annotation, biological process: cell adhesion; bicellular tight junction assembly. The transcript is spliced from 5 exons. The record is from RefSeq and is a predicted model, not a curated record. The coding region runs from base 233 to 877 and encodes 214 amino acids. NCBI's taxonomy places the organism in Eukaryota, Metazoa, Chordata, Actinopteri, Cyprinodontiformes, Goodeidae.